Molecule: messenger RNA, 2240 nt
Organism: Callorhinchus milii (elephant shark)
Lineage: Eukaryota; Metazoa; Chordata; Chondrichthyes; Chimaeriformes; Callorhinchidae
Product: UDP-glucuronosyltransferase 2A1
Exons: 6
Coding region: 239-1084 (281 amino acids)
Molecular function (GO): UDP-glycosyltransferase activity
Source: RefSeq, a predicted model, not a curated record
AGUUAGACAAAGUUACAUUUUCCAGAACAAAUAAACAUGUCAGAAAACAGUUUCAAGGCCAGGACAGGGAAACUGGGACAAGGACAUUAGGAGUCAGGAGAAGAGUCAUGAGGGCAAAGGAAUGUGUGAGAACCCAUCACUGAACGGGACCGACACAAUGAACGCCGUGUGCAGAAGCAAAUCUUGAGGAAGGUAAUGAUCUGAAGGUGAAGGUGAACCAACGACGUUCUGUGAAACAAUGGGUAAAGCUGACAUUUGGCUGAUUCGAACAUAUUGGGACUUCGAUUAUCCCCGGCCAUUUCUGCCUAAUUUUGUAUUUGUAGGAGGAAUACACUGUCGGCCAGCAAAAUCUUUACCUCAGGAGAUGGAAGAAUUUGUUCAGAGUUCUGGAGAGCAUGGUAUUGUGGUGUUCACUCUGGGCUCAAUGAUUAAGAACCUAACAGCUGAGAGAGCUGAUGUCAUUGCUGCUGCUCUGGGGCAGAUUCCCCAAAAGGUUCUUUGGCGCUAUGCUGGUGAAAAACCGAAAACCUUGGCUCCUAACACGAAGUUGUAUGAUUGGCUGCCUCAAAACGACUUGCUUGGACAUCCGAAAACAAGAGCAUUCAUCACCCACGGUGGCACAAAUGGCAUCUACGAAGCCAUUUAUCACGCGGUGCCCCUGAUUGGCAUUCCCAUAUUUGCUGAUCAGCCUGACAACAUGUCUCACAUGAAGGAAAAGGGAAUGGCCGUGGUCCUGAAUUUUAACACAAUGACAACGCUGGAUUUGGUUGAUGCUCUCAACACUGUGAUCAACGACCCAAGGUACAAAGAAAAUGCAAUAAGGUUAUCUUCAAUUCAACAUGAUCAGCCAAUGACGCCUUUGGACACAGCUGUUUUCUGGAUCGAGUUUGUAAUGCGUCACAAGGGAGCUAAACACCUGCGCCCGGCUUCACAUUCUCUCACGUGGUACCAGUACCAUAGCUUGGAUGUGAUAGCUUUCCUGUGCUUUUGUUUAGCAGUUGCUUUGUACAUCCCCAUAAAGUGCUGUAUGUAUUGUUUCAGAAGGUGCAGAAGCAAGCUGAAAAGAAAAGGCAAAAAGGACUAAUUAAAUCCGUCCAUUUGUUAAAGACAAAUAAUCUUUAAUUUUUACAUUCUCUAAUCUUUUCAGGGCUUUCAGUGGAAAUUCUACUCUUAAUUGCUGCACAAAGUUCACUAUGUUUAAUGCAAAAAGUAGUUAUUAUUGUGGAAAAAUUCCACCCGGGUAUAGGUUUUGUCUAACUUCUUAGUGUUUCAGAUCAUCCAGAUUUUAACAAAUUUUUAAAAGCAGUCCUAAUUUUAAAAGUGUUUUUACGCAAUUUCUUUUAAUACUGCAAUCAGCUCUUCAAUAUUAUUAAAAAUUAUCUUCUAAGAAGUUUAUUGAAUGGACCAUACAAACGUUUUUAAGGGGCAACAACAACUUGCAUUUAUAUAGCGCCCCUCACGCAGGGUAGUGUCCCAGAGUGCCAGUGGAGGCCAAAUUGAUUUCCACCAGUUGUGUUCUUAGCACAGAGGGGCAAGUUGAUGGGCUACUCAAAAUCUCUCUUAAGGUGAUAUCUCAGUCAGGCUCUGGUAAAUUUGCCUACAGUUGGGGCUGCUGUGCGACCAUAAUUUAUACCCUUUCACUCACAAAAAUCUCAUUAUAAAUUGGGAACAAAGUAAGUUUGCAGGUCUUGUGUUUUCCUAUUGGAAAACACGGUUCUAAAACUUUGAAAGUUGUAAAGAAAAAGGCUUGUGAAAGGGCGACAUAGACGGGCUACAUUUAUGUAACACAACAUCAAAAGCUGCUUUAUAAUAUUAUUGCUUAAAUCUCCUUGAAAUAUUGAAUUAAAACCCCAAAUUAAAUGUCUCUACUCUGAAUUUAAUUAAGAGGAAACACAAUGGAGCCCAUGCCUGCAUUGUUGGAAAGUUUAGGUAUGUCUAAUUAUCAUUGUAAAUACCACAAACCCACCACACCAACACUACACACAUGGAACAUUGUAACACUCCCUCCCAUGGGUUUUCUACUUGAAAUGGUUAAAAUUGCAUGGAUAGUACUGACUACAGUCAUGUUAACAAUAUAAGCCAUCACUAAGAAUACUGCAGUGUUGGGAGAGGUGUGGAAGUCCGUGAUAAUGUAUGUGAACAGUUAUCAGCGGUUUCAUGUUCAGAAUAUAACAUUGAUUGUUAUGUCUGUCUGGUAUCCUCCAAACCUUCUCAAAUGAGAUUAAAAACUAUAAAAGAAA